Messenger RNA from Rana temporaria (common frog), 2951 nucleotides. It is a transcript of the gene HOXA11, whose product is annotated as homeobox A11. The coding region runs from base 758 to 1654 and encodes 298 amino acids. Gene Ontology annotation, biological process: regulation of transcription by RNA polymerase II; anatomical structure development. The record is from RefSeq and is a predicted model, not a curated record. Gene Ontology annotation, molecular function: DNA-binding transcription factor activity, RNA polymerase II-specific; RNA polymerase II cis-regulatory region sequence-specific DNA binding. NCBI's taxonomy places the organism in Eukaryota, Metazoa, Chordata, Amphibia, Anura, Ranidae. The transcript has 2 exons. Gene Ontology annotation, cellular component: nucleus.
UGCAAUCCUAUGGAAAGGGUGCACAGGUGACUUUUCUUCCUAAUUGCAAUCCUAUGGAAAGGGUGCACAGGCGACUUUGCUUCCUAUCUGCAAUCCUAUGGAAAGGGUGCACAGGCGACUUUGCUUCCUAUCUGCAAUCCUAUGGAAAAGGAUGCACACAUGACUUUGCUUCCUAAUUGCAAUCCUAUGGAAAGGGUGCACAGGCGACUUUGCUUCCUAAUUGCAAUCCUAUAGAAAAGGUUCACAUGUGACUUCGCGUCCUUACGCAAAUUUGCUAUGUUUUUUUGGCACAAGCUGCUUCUACUGUUUUUUCAAGAAGAGGGAAGUGCCAUGCAGGGAGUUAUGGAGGAAGACAAAGACUUUAAUGUUGCACUACUUAGGAAUGAUAGAUAAAUAUAGAAUGAGGGAUGUCUUUAUUGCGCCCUGCCUCCACAUUAUCCUCAGUCCAUACCCAGGCAUGGCUCUAGGAAAGGCACUGGAUGUAGGAGCUAAAAAAAAAUCCCCAUCAUGAGUUACAUUUCAGAUUACAUGCUUCUAUGAACCUAGCAAGUGACGAUCUGUUGCUUCCCUUGAGAUGGCUACAAAGAAAAAGGGUCCAUAGUCGCAGCUUGUCAAUUUCAACAUCUGAUCACAUGACCAGCACCUCCCUGCUAAGGAUGGGGAUAGAUUUCCACGUCAGCUUACGUCUUCAAAUUUCUACUUCACGGAUCUGCUUCAAAGAGGCAGCUGCAUUAGAGAAUCAUGUUAAGCUCAGCUAAUGCGGACAGCCCGAGGUAGCCUAAUGAUGGAUUUUGAUGAGCGUGUUCCUUGUUCCUCUAACAUGUAUUUGCCAAGUUGCACUUACUACGUCUCGGGUCCAGAUUUCUCCAGCCUUCCUUCCUUUCUCCCCCAAACCCCUUCUUCUCGUCCCAUGCCCUAUUCCUAUUCUUCCAACCUACCCCAGGUGCAGCCUGUGAGAGAGGUUACCUUCAGGGAGUAUGCCAUUGACACCACCAGUAAGUGGCACCCCAGGAGCAACCUGCCCCAUUGCUAUUCAGCAGAUGACAUUAUGCACAGAGACUGCCUCCCUGCCUCCAACACUGCCAGCAUGGGGGACAUGUUCGGCAAGAACGCCUCCAAUGUCUACCACCCCAAUGCCAACGUCUCCUCCAAUUUCUAUAGCGCAGUGGGCAGGAAUGGGGUGCUGCCACAAGCCUUUGAUCAGUUCUUUGAGACAGCCUAUGGCGGCACAGAGAACCAGAACUCGGAUUAUUCCAGCGACAAAAACUGCGACAAACUUCCCGGACCUUCUGCCGCAACUUCAAGUUCGGAGCCGUGCAGGGAGACAGAGGAGAAGGAGAGGAGGACGGAGAGCAGCAGCAGCAGCCACAGCAGCUCGCAGUCAUCUUCCGGCAACAUAGAAGACAAAGCCAAUAGCUCGAGUGGACAACGUACCCGUAAAAAGAGGUGUCCUUACACCAAAUAUCAAAUUAGGGAACUGGAAAGGGAGUUUUUCUUCAGUGUCUAUAUUAACAAAGAAAAAAGGCUGCAGCUUUCUCGAAUGCUGAAUUUAACCGACCGACAGGUCAAGAUAUGGUUUCAAAAUAGGAGGAUGAAAGAGAAAAAAAUUAACAGGGACCGAUUGCAGUAUUACUCCGCCAACCCCCUCUUAUGAGAGUAACUACGUUUUUCCCGGAUCUGCCAAAAACUUCUUUUUUUUUGGUUGCUCACGACAAGGUCAAGCCACAAGGUUACAUGUAUGUGGAUGUGCGUGUAACUUACAAACAAUGGGAAGUACCAUUUGUUCAUGAACAACACAUCUGGAGCUUCUCUGCCUCUGAUCUUGUGUCUGGACAUGUGACGGGGAGGAUAAGGGUAGUAGUGCUCCUUCCAUUUCCCAGCACCAUAUGCUUGGAGAAAGGCAAUCACCAACUAUUAACACACAUUUUUUUGGGUUGUGUGUAUGAAACUGGACAAAAAUUUGUUUGCAGUCUUGGUAAAGGACCAAUUUCAACGCUCGGAUUCGGUUAUUAUGUUGUUGCUAUCUGUUUGUGAUCACCACCGCACCAUCCAUAACAAUCCAAUGUACUGUUCCAGAAGCUGUUAUUAUUGCAAUUGAAAUCAAUAGGGCAUGUGGUUUACUGGUUAGCUUAAUUUCCAUGUGUCCUACUGUGUUGGUUCUUUGAGCACUCUUAUCAGUCACAGCUAAUGCCACCAAUGCGGUCUAAAGAAAUAUGCACUUUGUUUGCUAAUAUCAAUCUUUGUCUAGGACUGGCCUGUGGAGUAACCACAGAAAUAUUAGACAAGCCCUCCAUCCUAUUAUGAUCUAUUCCAAUCAACUGUGCAGCCAGACAAUGACAUAACCAUCAUACACAGGAAAUGAUCAAUAAUCUUCAAUAGUAUAUAUCACUCCUUUAUACCAAAAUAAAGUCAGAUCUAUUAUUUUAAUCUGAGUUUAUGCGCCCAGUCCAUAGAUUAUGUUUAGAUUAAAAUCUCAUUUAAAUAUAUAUAAAUCCUUAAAAAAAAAAAAGAACCAAAGUUAUUAAAAGCAAUUAUAACAGAUAUUUGAAAAUAUAUAUUAGUUUAUGGGGACACGAUGCUCUAUUUGUACUAUCUCUGUUUGAAUGUAUGUUUCAUAUGUUAAGUGUAAAUAAAUGCCAUUUCGUAUUUCAUUCAACACGUGUUUUAUUUACACAUUUUUGUUUUAUUAUUUUCUUUUAUAGUUUUUUUUCCCCAAAUGACCAUCUUCAAAUUUAUUUUUUUUGUACAUUUUUCUACACAUUUGUCUUUUACACCUUUUGCUUUUGAGUAAAUGAAAAAUGUUGCCAGAGCUAAAGGUUAUUUUAUGUCACUGUUUACUUACAAACGCAUAUUUGAUAUGUAUAUAGAGUUUGUUCCAUGCAGUUUUGGUGGGGUGCAUGUAAACAGCAGGAGAGCACACAAGACAAAUAAAAUUGGUUGGAAGUACAAAA